Sodiomyces alkalinus F11 is the source of this 897-nucleotide messenger RNA. RefSeq lists its product as hypothetical. Gene Ontology annotation, molecular function: protein binding. The record is from RefSeq and is a predicted model, not a curated record. The transcript is spliced from 3 exons. Bases 1 to 897 code for a protein of 298 amino acids. Lineage: Eukaryota; Fungi; Ascomycota; Sordariomycetes; Glomerellales; Plectosphaerellaceae.
AUGUCAGAUUUCGAACCCCCUCCGGGCCCUCCCCCGCCCGAAGUUCCGCCUGGAUGGACUGCGCGCUGGAACGACACGUACAAGGCAUGGUUCUACGUCAAUCUACAAACCAAGAAGUCGCAAUGGGACCUGCCCACCGAGCCGGCGGAACCCCUUCAGCCCGCCGAGAAAGAACCCCCCAGCGGCCCGCCCCCAGAGUAUGCCCCUCGAGCCGGUGACGAUCCCGCCGCCGCCGCCCCGACCGACGUCAAGCAGAACCCCUACCCCCAUGCCGCCGCCUCCUCCUCCAGCCCGAACCUGGGCCACAGCCAAGCCAGCGGCAGCUCCUCGGCCCCGCCACCGCAAGAUGGAACCCGCGCUGGCCACUUCCCCGACCAGCUCCCGCCCCGCCCUCAGGGUUCCAAGUCGGGCAGCUUCAUGGGUAAGCUGAUGGGCAAGGUCAAGGGCAGCGGUGCACCGUCGCCUUUGCAAUCCGCUCCUCCCCACGGCCAGGGCUAUCCUGGCGCCCACGCUGCAGGCGCGCGGACCCACGGCCACCAGGGACCCCUGGGCGGCUAUGCGAGUGCGACCGGUCCGUAUCAGUACGGCGCGCCUCAGCGCGCUCCCCAGCCCGGCUACGGGUAUGGUUACGGGGGACCUUCUCCCCAGCCUUACGGCUACCCCCCUCAGCCCAGUUACGGCGGGUACCCCGGGUACCAGCAGCCUCCUGCUAGGAGAGGCGGCGCCGGCAUGGGUGCUGCGGGUGGCAUGAUGCUCGGUGCCGGUGCCGGUAUGCUCGGUGGUGCCAUGCUGGCUAACGGAUAUCAUUCUGCCCAGGACAAUGCAUACGAGGAAGGUUACGAUGAUGGUAUGGAUGCUGGUAUGGAUGAUGGUGGCGGUGGCGACUUCGAUAUGUAG